Molecule: messenger RNA, 1461 nt
Organism: Nannospalax galili (Upper Galilee mountains blind mole rat)
Lineage: Eukaryota; Metazoa; Chordata; Mammalia; Rodentia; Spalacidae
Product: CMRF35-like molecule 2
Exons: 4
Coding region: 299-955 (218 amino acids)
Cellular component (GO): plasma membrane
Molecular function (GO): transmembrane signaling receptor activity
Source: RefSeq, a predicted model, not a curated record
CUGCAGGGGACUCUCCCGAGGACUCAGCGUCCUGAGGACUUAAUAUUCUCAUUAAGUGCAGGAGCCAUCUGGUAGAUCUCUGUCUCUGCCCUUAGUCCAUUCCCUGAAGUGUCUCUUGAUAUUCUUCCUCUUUUGUUAAACUGGGAACUAGCCAAGAGAGUGAGAAGGAAGCAGAUGAGAGAAAAACACAGAGAAAACUUGAACAAGCAGAACAUCAAUGCCCCGGGCUCUGCUACACAUACCUGGAUACCACUGGGGACCUGGAUUUUCUGGGGACAGCGCCCAGUGACACAAGACCAUGGUGCUGUCCCCAGCUCUGCUCCUUCUCUGCCUCCCAGGUUGUUUGUCUCUGACCUGCCCCAGGUCUGUCACUGGCACCGUGGGAGGCUCUCUGCAUGUGCAGUGUCAUUAUGAAAAAUCAUAUGAGGCUAAUAAUAAAUACUGGUGCCAAGGAAAUGAUGACAUAGAAUGUCGGACCAUCGUGGAGACCAAAGGAAAAGAAAGGAAUGGUCGUGUGUCCAUCAGAGACGAUGCUGGGGACCACACCCUGACAGUGACCAUGGAGAACCUCAGUGAAGAUGAUGCUGGAUCUUACUGGUGCAAAAUCCAGACAUACUGGAUCUGGGAUUCAUUGUCACGUGAUCCUUCAGUCUUGGUCAAGGUGUACGUUUCUCCAGCCACAACUCCCAUGGAGACUACACUCCCAGCCACAACUUCCACUUUCCCACUAGUAAACACCUCCUCACUAGUGAACGCUGGGCAGAGCCUGAAUGUCAGCACCAAGAAGAUGUUCAUCCCCCAACUGUGGUCCCUGCUCAGCAGCAUCCACUUCCUGGUUCUGGUCUUCCUGAAGCUGCCCCUGUUGCUGAGCAUGCUUUGUGCUGUCUUCUGGGUGAACAGACCUCAAGGGCUCCUAGGGGAAGGUAGAGUCACCUGUCCAGGAGCCCUGAAGUGAAGCAUCUCAAGAGUGCCCCGGGCAGGGAUGUAGCCCUGCAGACUGGAUGAGAGACACAUUUGACUCUGGAUUCCGUAGCAGGGGGGCAGCAAUGCCUGAAUCCUGGAAGGACUUACUUUUCCUGUGGCUCAAAAGAGGGUCCUGGUUAUCAGAGUGUCAGGAGCCAUGCUUGCCAUGAGCAUAGGAAAAAAGAAGAGUGCCACUUUAAGAGCUUCUGAGCUCUCUGCUUCAGGGGUCUGAGCUGACAGGCUGUGUCUCCAUGAUAAAUCAGGUCUUCUAGAAAGUUAGUUUUCGGUUCGGUCUUUGGGCACUGGAGUUGGUGAGGUAAUGCAGCAACGUGCUGCGUCCGUAGUUACUUUCUGUUAGUAAAAUAUCCUUGGUGAUUCCUUGGUUACCCCAAAUCUGAUUCCUAUAUAAGAUCCGUGUUCCUCACAACAAGAAGCCAUUUCUGUGAUUGCUCACCUGACUGCUAAGAACUAAACUUUUUAUAAUAAAAUCAAGACCUU